This is a messenger RNA of Arthroderma uncinatum, 1320 nucleotides long. RefSeq names its product ornithine aminotransferase. Lineage: Eukaryota; Fungi; Ascomycota; Eurotiomycetes; Onygenales; Arthrodermataceae. Bases 1 to 1320 code for a protein of 439 amino acids. The transcript has 3 exons. Gene Ontology annotation, molecular function: L-ornithine transaminase activity; pyridoxal phosphate binding; identical protein binding. Gene Ontology annotation, cellular component: cytoplasm. The record is from RefSeq and is a predicted model, not a curated record.
AUGGCUCCAAUGGCGACCCAAGUCGUGCCCGGGACCAAGGAUGUGUCCAGAUACCACGCCUCGUCGACGCAGUCGGCCAUCGCGGAGGAGGAGCAGUACGCUGCCCACAACUACCACCCGCUGCCCGUCGUCUUCGCGCGCGCAUCUGGCACGUCUGUCUGGGACCCCGAGGGGAAGCACUAUCUCGACUUCCUGUCCGCCUACUCGGCCGUCAACCAGGGCCACUGCCACCCGGAGCUCGUCAAGACGCUGACCGAGCAGGCCUCGACCCUCACCCUCAGCUCCAGGGCCUUCUACAACGACGUCUUCCCCAAGUUCGCCAAGUUCGUCACCGAGUUCUUCGGCUACGACAUGGUCCUGCCCAUGAACACCGGCGCGGAGGCCGUCGAGACCGGCAUCAAGAUCGCCCGCAAAUGGGGGUACAAGGUCAAGGGCAUCCCCCAGAACGAGGCCAUCAUCCUCAGCGUCGAGGACAACUUCCACGGCCGUACCUUCGCCGCCAUCUCCAUGUCUACGGACCCCGAGUCAAGGGAGAACUACGGCCCAUACCUGCCCAACAUCGGCAGUGUCAUUCCUGGCACCGACAAGCCCAUCAAGUACAACGACAUCGAGUCCCUCCGCGCGGCUUUCGAUGCUGCCGGCCCCAAGAUCGCUGCCUUCCUCCUCGAGCCCAUCCAGGGUGAGGCCGGCAUCAUGGUGCCAGACGAGGCCUACCUGCGCGAGGCCAAGGCCCUCUGCGAGAAGCACAACGCCCUCCUGAUCUGUGAUGAAGUCCAGACCGGCAUUGCUCGCACCGGAAAGCUUCUCUGCCAGGAGUGGAGCGGCGUCAAGGCUGACCUCGUCCUCCUCGGCAAGGCCAUCUCCGGCGGCAUGUACCCUGUCUCCUGUGUCCUUGGACGCAAGGACGUCAUGCUUACCAUCGAGCCCGGCACCCACGGCUCUACCUACGGUGGUAACCCGCUCGGAUGUGCCAUCGCCAUCCGUGCCCUGGAGCUCAUCCGUGACGAGAAGAUGGUCGACCGUGCCCUGACGCUCGGCGAGCAGUUCCGUACCGGCCUGAACGCCAUCAAAUCCCCCAUCAUCAAGACCGUCCGAGGCAGAGGACUGCUGAACGCCAUGGUUGUUGAUGAGUCCCAGACCAACGGACACACCGCCUGGGAUCUGUGCAUGCUGAUGAAAUCCAAGGGCCUGCUCGCCAAGCCCACCCACCAGAACAUCAUCCGAUUCGCCCCUCCACUCGUCAUCACCGAAGACCAAAUCAAGGACUCCCUCAAAAUCAUCGAGGAAGCCCUCAAGGAACUCCCAACCUCGCCCAAAUAA